UCAACUUAAUUAUUACACAGUAACAAACUUUUGAAGCCAUAUUUUAAAUACAUUCCAGACUGGCUCACAGUAGUGUGCCUUAUUAUUGCGCCCCAUGCGUGCACGCGUAACAAAUGAUUGUGACACACUCUUGUGAGCUGCCCGAGUGACUGGAUGGUGGUGGGCUGGUGGUGAGAGAUUCCAGCUCGGCGAGAGUGAUGCCUCCCUCGGCCUAUGGGAGCGCAACAAAGGCGGGGAGGAUUUGCGACGAUGUGGUAACUUUCCGAGAUGACUGAGGACAAAGUUAACGCUCGGCGAGCCUUUUACAAGAAAGGAAACAAGUGCACGUCGGUCAUGUGAUGCCCCACCCGGAAAAACUGCAGGGAAGCGACCGCACUGUAAAGUCCUAGGAAACCGAUUGUGCUCUUAUGUUAAAACUGCAGCCCAAGUUUGAUCUGCGCAAAGAUGUGGAAGCUGACAUUCGCAGGAAGGAAGCGGAGGUGUGCAGGGUGAAAGACUACUCUGGAGCGCUGGACAUUUCAAUCCUCAACACUGAGAGAGAUGGGGGCAUCCUUUACUCCUGGGAGGGAUCAACUGGAACCACCAGAGUGGGGAAAUACGACGCGAAUGCUAAGACGAAUAAGCUCCUGUACUCCUUUGACAAGCAGGUUUGUGUCAGCAGCUGCUCCCUAAACAAGGAGGAGACAUUGUUAGCUGUUAGCUUGGCGCAAAACACCCACGGAGAGGAGCACCUCAAACCAAUGUCCAAGUGCUUGACGCUCCUGAUUGAGAUCCGUCCAAUCAACAACACCAAGGUGUUAAAGGCGGUAGACUGCAGGGUCAAAGUGCAGUUCCUCCAUCCUGAAAGUGAGCGCAGAUCGGUGCACGAGAGCCACCUGCUGCUGUUGACUGAAGAUGGAUAUGUGGAUCAGUACCACGUCCUGCUGACCCGACACGAAGGCUACAAAGUGGUGCUGGCCAAUCCCGAGCGGUUGUCCAAGACGGCCGAGCGGGUGGCGGAGGAUUUUUGUUGGGUCCAAUGGGACGUGCAUACGCAGAGGCUCUACUAUCUCACCCGGGCGGACAAGUUCCUGCUGCGAUGUGUGCAGUUCUACGACAACCACAAUUGCGAAAGCGUGUUGGCGCUGCCGUUACACCUGCCUGUCAACGCUUUCAGCACCGUCGAGUUUGUGAAUCUCGGAUUUGACCGCCAUUACGCGGAGAGGCGGCAGCCGGUCAAGAUGGAAGUAUUCACAAAUCAAUUAGGAAGCAUGUGCGUGUGCUACAGUCGGCCUGCUUGCGACAAACCAGAGCUCAUCUAUACGGUGGUUCUCGUUCACAAAGACUGCAGCAAGACUUUUCGGGUCACUUUGGGGCAGCCGCCAUGGGACGCCGUGCAGCUCCAGCCGAUCUUCAUCCCUAUAGGUUACUACGUCAUCGUGUAUCUGCACGCGUGCUUCCUCCACUGCAUCAACACCAGGCAGCAGGAGAUGCUCUGCCACUCCCUCUUCCUGUCUGGAGACGACGCCGACUUGGGCCUAGCGUCCAAAUCCGGAACGUUCACGGUACUGCGCGCGGAGGAGGAGUCGAGCACGGCCCUUUUGGAUUUGGUAGGCGGGACGAUCCACGACGCCCAACUCAGCGCCGCCCGCCUUCUGCAGAUCCUACGGUCGCGCUCGCCAUCCGGGAGACCGCACAACAUGGCUGACGCUCAACACCUGGCUGCCCUUCACUGUCUGCUUCUUCACAGCGGAAAUGACCCAAACGUGGAGGCGCAGAUUAUCGAGUGGCUGUGCGACAACAUCAAAGUCCGAGACUCCUUUGACCAGAUCCAGGAGUUCAUUCUAGCAUCUUUAUACAGACUAAGCUACCAAAGGUCCCUCAGCCUGGAUAAACUGCUGCCUUGCUCAACGGUGUUCGACAUGAAGGAUGUGCCAGCGUGCCUGACGGAGAUCCCCGGCGUGCUGUGCACCACUCAGCUGCAUACCGAGUGCGUCUUUAAAGGGAAGGCCAGAUGUCUCCCGGGCUUCUGGUCCGAGCUGCAGUGGAACGCGGAGAGGACAACGUAUUUUGAGGUGGAUCCCGAGCCCAGAUACAGGACCUCGCACGUUCAAGCCUACUGGAGCAAACUUAUGACUGAGAAACCGUCGGGCCACAUGACUCACAUGUUGGAGAACGCUAAGAAGGUCCUUGCCUUGGUGGACGCUCGGCAUUUCGACAGGAAGCUGGUGCCACUUUUCCAAGAGGAGGAUCACCACCAGAGGCUGCUCAUAGGCCUGACGGCGGAGAUGCUAAGGGAGCAUCUGAACAGGCAUCUGCCUCGCCUGGGCAAGAAGAAGAUCGAUUCCCUGGUUAUCGACUAUAUCGCCAAACUGCUGGAGCUGAUUAGACACAUGCUGGAGUCAGUCUGGCUGAAGCACAAGCUGGGCCCUCAUGUUCUGUGCUUCACGCAGCCAGCCGGUCCGGGCGAGUGGGCUGCGUUUCACUUCAUGCUUCGGAUCCUGGAAGCCACCGGGGGUCUCUGCAUGCCGCUCCCACCUGGCUAUCACACUCUGCUAGCGGCGUUGGCUUUGCGCUGCCUACCCCAUCGCACUUUCCUACAAUACGUGGACCAUCGCUUCCUCCGGCUCACGGACACCUUUGUGUCUCGACUCCUGACAGAUUUGGACAACAGCGCCGCCAACGAGAGACUCAAGUUCGGUGUAUUGAAGCGACUUCCCGAGGCCUACAGAUUCUACCAAAUGUGGGAUCAUCCCGUCAGUUCGGCUUCCAUCUCCAGAGACUACGUCAGGAAUCUGCUGGGGAGACGCAACAAAAACAAAGGAUUUGCUUUCACCGGCAGAGACAAAGCAGACUUCGGAACAGAGUUCCUGCCUCUGACGUACCUGGCCAAAGUACUUUCUGACAUCGAGGAGCAAGCUCUGAACCCGUUCGGGGAGCGGGGGAACGUGGACGCCGCAUUUGUGGAGGAGACCGCUCUGAAACAGACACUCAUUCUGCUGGGCUUUGAGACAAAAUAAACCCUGCCGCAAAAAUAAAAAUGAAUAAAAAUAAAGGACAGAUGGAGAGGAAGACGACGCGUAGAUUGAUGGGAGGCAAGGAGCAACGAUGAAUAACGAGAGCGAGGGAGCAGGCAGGAAGAGAGGAUUUUUUUUUUUUACAUUUUAAUUCAAGUCAAGGAAGCUUUUUUUUUGUGUGCGUUUGUUUAAUCAAAACAAGGGUAUAAACAAGCCACCAAAAUCAUUGCACGUCCUCUUACGAUACAUAGUUAGCAGUAGACUGCACAACCUCAUGAGAUCAAAAAUGGAAAGCAUUCAAUUCAAUGCAAAUCGCGCUGCUCCUCCUGAUGUGUGUGCUUGGGCAGAGCAGUCAUUCUUCGCAGGGGAUAAAGAAUACAAGCCCCAGUUUUGUGUUCAUCUAUGUAUAUCUGUUAGCCCCUAUUUGGCCUUUUAGCUUGUUUGUUAGCAUGACGCUAAUCAGACUUAAAGCUACCGUUUUUUUUGUU
Messenger RNA from Hippocampus zosterae (dwarf seahorse), 3484 nucleotides. RefSeq names its product gamma-secretase activating protein (gene gsap). Bases 408 to 2999 code for a protein of 863 amino acids. The transcript has 32 exons. Gene Ontology annotation, cellular component: trans-Golgi network. The record is from RefSeq and is a predicted model, not a curated record. Gene Ontology annotation, biological process: positive regulation of amyloid-beta formation. Lineage: Eukaryota; Metazoa; Chordata; Actinopteri; Syngnathiformes; Syngnathidae.